Molecule: messenger RNA, 714 nt
Organism: Anthonomus grandis grandis
Lineage: Eukaryota; Metazoa; Arthropoda; Insecta; Coleoptera; Curculionidae
Gene: Blos2
Product: biogenesis of lysosome-related organelles complex 1 subunit 2
Exons: 3
Coding region: 194-622 (142 amino acids)
Biological process (GO): endosomal transport; lysosome localization
Cellular component (GO): gamma-tubulin complex; BORC complex; BLOC-1 complex
Molecular function (GO): gamma-tubulin binding
Source: RefSeq, a predicted model, not a curated record
UCCUGUCAAAAUUGCCAACGAUAAAGGUAAACAAACAAUUGGCUAAAGCAGCUGGUUGUGUGUUGUGAAAAAAAGCUAAAACUAAACUAACUAAAAAUGAAGGGUUAUUUUUAAAUUUCCUUAUUCAGUUAUCUGUUUUUGACACAAAAAAAAGAAAUAAUAUAGAUUUUCAACUAAAAAAAAGUUCUUAAGCAUGACUGACGAAGCCGACUCUGAUGGAAUUACAGACUCCCCAAGAAAAGGCCCCACAUUAUCUACUUCCACUUCAAGUUUUGAAGCCCUAGACCCCCACGACCCAAACUUAAGUAGACUAGCAAACACGCUUUUUAGUAAAACUUCAGAUUAUCUUUAUGGAGAGCUAACUUCCACCUUGGAUGACUAUAAGCUAUUAGAAAAUAUGAAUAGGACCACCAUUACAAAAUACUCCGAUAUGAAGCACAUUGCUUCUAAUGUUAGUAAAAGUAUGGCCGAGUUGAUUGAAAAUUAUGAAACUUUGUUACCUCUUCUACAGCAAAUAGAACAGAUUGAAGACAGCAUAGGCAAAUUGGAACAAGCUGCAUAUAAAUUGGAUGCUUAUUCAAAAAGGUUGGAGGCAAAAUUUAAAAAUUUAGAGAAGAGGUAGAGUUUUAUUGGUGUUAAAAGCAUUUAUAAUAUAAGUUAAUAUUUUGUUGUGUAUAUUUUGAAUUGUAUUAUACAUUUUUUAUUAACAAGGAA